AUGGACGACUAUAACGAUAUCUGGAUAAUACCAUACUCCGAUAAGGACACAUACCCAACAAACCAUGAGCCGCAGUCCAAAACUACUAUCUGA
Messenger RNA from Fusarium venenatum, 93 nucleotides. The record is from RefSeq and is a predicted model, not a curated record. Lineage: Eukaryota; Fungi; Ascomycota; Sordariomycetes; Hypocreales; Nectriaceae.